CAUUUCAUUGCAGAGACCAGAGAGACCUACGUGAAUUGCAAGGAGCUAAGCGUGGCGUGACUCAAUUGAAUGCUCCACUGCAGGAACUCAGAAAUGGUGAAAUAUGGCGCCUGAGCAUUAAUGCAACCAUUUGGUCUUUUCUUGUGUAACAAAUCAUGAUUCUAUUAAAUAAAAGAGACAUCCUCAAAAUCUUAAACUUGAAAUCGUUUUGAGAAUGUUUCUUGAAAUGUUACACAAUAUCUCGUGAAAAUCGUAGCAAGACCAUCAGCUCCCCUUAUAAUACUGUAUCUGGUCUCUCUUCUUCUCUCCUCUCACUUACAAGAACAAAUGAUACUCGUGAGGAAGAGCUCAUAAAUUUCACGAGUUUCUCAGACAUGUCUCCAACACCCAAUUUUGAGUUCUCUUCAACCCCUUCAAAUACCCCAUUCAUUCUUCCAACAAACAUGCAUUCUUUUCCAAACAACCAGUAUACUUUCAAUGGAACCCAGUACCAAAAUCUCCCUUUUCUGUCUUUCACUAUGUAUUGUUUCCAUACAAGCUCAAGAUUUGCAAACCUACAUAGUUCAGUUGCACCCACAUGGAGAAACUAGACCCCCCUUUAGCUCCAAACUUCAAUGGCACCUUUCUUUCCUUGCAAAAACAGUUUCCUCUAGAGAAGAAGACUCGUCUUCUCGCCUUUUGUACUCGUACCAUUCUGCCAUGGAAGGCUUUGCAGCUCGACUCAACGAAGCUGAGCUCGAGCUUUUAAGGAAAUCCAAUGAUGUUUUAUCGAUACGUGCAGAGAGGAGGCUUGAAAUUCAGACUACUUAUUCCUACAAGUUCUUGGGACUAAGUCCGACGGGAGAAGGAGCUUGGUUAAAGUCUGGAUUUGGUCGAGGGGCGAUCAUUGGAGUGUUGGAUACUGGAGUUUGGCCCGAAAGUCCAAGUUUUGAUGAUCAUGGAAUGCCUCCUAUUCCACAGAAAUGGAGAGGUAUUUGCCAAGAAGGACAAGAUUUCAAUUCUUCUAGUUGCAAUCGCAAGCUUAUUGGUGCGAGGUUGUUCAGCAAAGGACAUCGUGUGGCCUCAAUGACAUUGUCACCGGAUGCAGUGGAGGAAUAUGUGUCACCACGGGAUUCCCAUGGCCAUGGUACACAUACAGCAUCCACUGCUGGAGGAGCUGCAGUUCCAAUGGCUGGUGUGCUCGGAAAUGGAGCAGGGGAGGCUCGAGGGAUGGCCCCCGGGGCCCACAUUGCGAUAUAUAAAGUAUGCUGGUUCAGUGGUUGUUACAGCUCUGACAUACUUGCAGCAAUGGAUGUAGCCAUUAGAGAUGGAGUAGACAUAUUGUCGCUCUCACUUGGUGGCUUCCCCAUUCCACUUUAUGAUGAUACUAUUGCCAUUGGUGGUUUUCGAGCCAUGGAGCAUGGAAUCUCAGUUAUAUGUGCAGCAGGGAAUAAUGGCCCGAUGCAAAGUUCAGUAGCCAACGGUGCUCCUUGGAUCGCCACUAUUGGUGCUAGCACACUUGACAGGAGAUUUCCAGCAUUAGUUCAAUUAGGCAAUGGUAAGUACCUGUAUGGAGAAUCCUUGUACCCUGGUAAGCAAGUUCCAAGGUCUCGGAAGAGCCUUGAGAUCGUUUAUGUCAAGGGUGGGGAUAAGGAAAGUGAAUUUUGCUUGAGAGGAUCGCUUUCACGAGCACAAGUCCAAGGAAAAAUGGUUGUAUGUGAUAGAGGAGUUAACGGAAGGGCAGAAAAAGGCCAGGUUGUGAAGGAGGCAGGUGGUGCUGCCAUGAUCCUAGCAAAUACAGCAAUAAAUUUGGAGGAAGAUUCUGUUGAUGUCCAUGUCCUUCCUGCAACGUUGAUUGGCUUCGAUGAAUCAGUUCAAUUAAGAAACUACCUCAACUCGACAAAAAGGCCAACAGCUCGAUUCAUAUUUGGAGGAACAGUAAUAGGAAAGUCAAGAGCACUCGCAGUAGCUCAAUUUUCCUCAAGGGGGCCAAGUUAUACUGAUCCUUCAAUUCUCAAACCUGAUUUGAUUGCUCCAGGGGUAAACAUAAUUGCCGCUUGGCCACAAAAUUUAGGCCCUAGUGGCCUUCCAGAGGAUUCACGAAGAGUAAAUUUCACUGUUAUGUCAGGGACUUCCAUGGCUUGUCCUCAUGUUAGUGGAAUUGCCGCAUUGCUCCAUUCAGCUCACCCUAAAUGGACUCCAGCAGCAAUCAGAUCCGCAUUAGUGACAACUGCAGAUACAACCGAUCACUUGGGAAAACCGAUCACGGAUGGAGAUGCACCGGCUAAACUUUUUGCAGCUGGAGCUGGACACGUAAAUCCAGGAAGAGCAAUCGAUCCUGGAUUGAUAUAUGACAUCCGUGUUGAUGAAUAUAUCACUCACCUUUGCACUAUUGGAUACAGAAAUUCUGAAGUCUUCAGCAUUACUCAUAGGAAUGUCAGUUGCCAUGACAUUUUACAGAAGAAAACUGGUUUCAGCCUAAAUUACCCCUCAAUUUCGGUAAUUUUCAGGGAAGGAAUGACUAGAAAGAUGAUCAAAAGGAGAGUGAAAAAUGUGGGGAACCCUAACUCUGUUUACUCAUUUGACGUUGUGGCACCCGAGGGAGUCAAAGUGAGAGUCAAACCACGUCGUCUGAUAUUUAAACAUGCGAACCAAAGCUUAAGCUACAGAGUUUGGUUCAUAUCGAGGAAGAGAAUCGGGUCUAAAAGGAUGAGCUUUGCGGAGGGGCAAUUGACAUGGGUUAAUGUAGGAAACAAGGACAAGAAAGUCAGGAGUCCUAUUUCAGUCACAUGGGCAUCAAUGAAGUAAAGGCUAUCACCACUCUCACAACAGUAGAACCAAAUAUACAUUGUUUUAGUCCAUUAGAGGAAUUUCACAUCAAAUUAGAACUUGAUGUUAGAGCAGAUACAGCUGAGAGGCAAAGAUACACUUAAUCUUUCCAUAAAGAAGAAUUGAUUGAUAAUCAUUUGAAUGCAACGUGUUUUACCAAGUA
This is a messenger RNA of Lycium barbarum (goji berry), 2971 nucleotides long. RefSeq names its product subtilisin-like protease SBT1.2. The record is from RefSeq and is a predicted model, not a curated record. Bases 478 to 2787 code for a protein of 769 amino acids. NCBI's taxonomy places the organism in Eukaryota, Viridiplantae, Streptophyta, Magnoliopsida, Solanales, Solanaceae. Gene Ontology annotation, biological process: proteolysis. The transcript has a single exon. Gene Ontology annotation, molecular function: serine-type endopeptidase activity.